Grosmannia clavigera kw1407 is the source of this 1743-nucleotide messenger RNA. Its product is annotated as chromosome segregation protein. The transcript is spliced from 2 exons. The coding region runs from base 1 to 1743 and encodes 580 amino acids. Lineage: Eukaryota; Fungi; Ascomycota; Sordariomycetes; Ophiostomatales; Ophiostomataceae. Gene Ontology annotation, cellular component: mitotic spindle; monopolin complex; nucleolus. The record is from RefSeq and is a predicted model, not a curated record. Gene Ontology annotation, molecular function: protein binding; microtubule site clamp. Gene Ontology annotation, biological process: meiotic sister chromatid segregation; attachment of mitotic spindle microtubules to kinetochore; homologous chromosome segregation.
AUGGCUAGGACAAAGGCUUCGUCCAACUUGCUGAACUUGGUCGAAUCAGACUCAGAAGACGAUCUAGGAGGAGGUACCGCAGCAGCAGCAGCAGCAAAAGCGAAAACAGCAAAAGCAUCAACGACUACAGCGACAAAGAAAACGACAUCCAUCCGCGACAUGCCACCCAAGAAAGGCCGGCAGCAGGCGCCGGCAGCCGCAACGAAAGCGUCAAGCACAGCCAGCAAGAUCACGAAGCCAGCACAGAAGAAGGAGAGCGCGGCAGCGAUACGCAGGAGAGCGGCAGCAGCGGAAGCAGCGAUUGCAGAGGCAGCAGAAGAGGCAGCAGCAACCAGCCGACAGGUACUGGCAGACCGGACCAACGAGCAGCUUGCUGAGGCGGUUGCACCGGCCAAAGCCAAGGGACGGGGACGGACUGGGCGCAAGGCAGCAGCAGCAGCGGCAGCAGUUUCUACAGAGGACGGCGAAGACACAGACGCAGAGACAGCAGCAUCAGCCAAAGCAGAAGAGACAGCAAAAAACCGCGGACGGGGACGGCCCAAGGCUGGUGCACAAGCUGCCAAGGACAAGGACGAGAACAAAGGCAAAGAGGCGCCCAAGGCCAGCAGGAGGAAAGCAGCAGCAGCGGGGAAGAAGGCAGCGGUGGAAGAGGAAGACGAGUCGAUGGAGCAGGACGAGACAGCAGAGGCAGAAGAGGGCGACGACCAGGACGAAGCAACGCAGCUCACAGACAGCAUGGACAUAGACGAGAAGGCCGACGACGAGACGACGAUGCACGCACAGACAGAGGCGCCUCCAGCGACGUCUCAGGCCGGCUUCCAGUCGCCGAUGCGUCGCAGCCAACCAGCACAGCGGCCAUCGUCAGCGCUGCGAGGAAAAGGUGUGGCUGUGUCGUCGGAACCAUCAGGCGACGCGGCCGUACGGCGACGGCUUGGCGACCUGACCAAGAAGCACGACUCGCUCGAGGUCCGGUUCCAGAACCUGCGCGACGUUGGCGUGAAGGAGGCCGAGCGCAACUUUGAACGGUUAAAGAGGCAGGGGGAUGAGAGGGUGAAGAUCUCGGACGAGCUGAUCGCCAGCCUCAGGGCCGAGCUGGCUACGUACCGGGAUCUGGCCAAGGAGGGAGCGCGAGCGAAGCGCGAGUGGGAUGCGUGUGAGGCACGAGCUGCCGAACUGCAAGGACGUGUGGACCAGCUGACGGCAGCGCUGGGCGACGCCAAGGCCGAGGCGCGGUCGCUGACGACGAAGCUGGCGGCCGCGCGCACGUCGGUGGCCGAGGGCGUGGCGGCUGGGGCUGUGGCCGGCGUAGUACCGGGCAGUGCGAUGAAGAAGAUGGCCGGCCACGGUGGUCUGGCAGCCGAUCGAGCUGCUGCUGCUGCGGCAGCCGCGGCCAGUCAGGUCGUCCAGCUCAAGGAGAACCUGUACGGCGACCUGACCGGCCUGCUGGUCUAUUCGGCGCGGCGUGACGGCUCGCGCGAACUGUACGACUGCAUCCAGACCGGUCGCAGUGGCAGUCUGCAUUUCAAGCUCUGCAUCGACAACGACAGCAGCCAUGGCCGCGACGGCGGCGGCGACGACGACAACGAGUCCCAGUUUGUCUAUAUGCCGCAGCUCGACGCCAGCCGUGACGCUGAUCUUAUCAGCCGGCUGCCCGACUACCUGGUCGAGGAGAUCUCGUUUCCGCGGGCGCAGGCGGCCAAGUUCUACAGCCGCGUGGUGCAGUCGCUGAUGGCAGACAAGUAG